Messenger RNA from Dermacentor silvarum, 2212 nucleotides. RefSeq names its product solute carrier family 15 member 2-like. Gene Ontology annotation, biological process: transmembrane transport; oligopeptide transport. The transcript is spliced from 21 exons. Bases 109 to 2058 code for a protein of 649 amino acids. Gene Ontology annotation, cellular component: membrane. NCBI's taxonomy places the organism in Eukaryota, Metazoa, Arthropoda, Arachnida, Ixodida, Ixodidae. The record is from RefSeq and is a predicted model, not a curated record. Gene Ontology annotation, molecular function: dipeptide transmembrane transporter activity.
GGAAGCCCGCGUUGGGCAACCUUGGCUUCCCCCAAGGCAGCGUAAACACAGUCGCGUCGGCACACCUGUCGCUGGCGCCGUGCGAGUCGGACCAACCGAGGGGCGACGAUGCAGGAGCCGGAGUCCAGGCCGUACCCCAAGGCUGUCUUCUUCAUCAUCGGCAACGAGUUCUGCGAACGGUUUUCCUACUAUGGCAUGCGAACUAUACUUACCUUAUUCUUAAUAAAUGUGCUGAUGUUUGAGGAGCACACGGCCAAGUCGGUGUACCACGGGUUCGUCAUGGCGUGCUAUUUUUCCCCGGUGCUCGGGGCAAUGAUAGCUGAUUCUUAUCUCGGAAAAUUUAGAACGAUCUUCUACAUAUCCAUCGUGUACGCCAUCGGGAACAUCACCCUUGCGGUGUCUGCUGUGCCUGCUCUCGUUGGCCACACCUGGAUUCCCAUGAUUGGCCUAGCGGUCAUCGCUUUUGGAACAGGCGGCAUCAAACCGUGCGUGUCCGCGUUCGGAGGCGACCAGUUUAUGCCAGGGCAGGAAAGGCAGCUGGAGCAGUUCUUCUCGCUCUUCUACCUGUCAAUUAACGCCGGCAGCCUGCUGUCAACGUUCAUCACACCAAUUUUGCGAGUGCAACGCUGCCUGGGGCAGAUGUUCUGCUUCCCGCUGGCCUUUGGUGUGCCGGCGGCGCUGAUGGUGCUGGCACUGGUGUUCUUCAUGGUCGGAAAGCCUCUGUACCGCAUUGUGCCUCCGGCUGGAAACGUCGUCGUCCGUGUACUGCAAUGCAUAUGGCACGCGCUUUCACGCAAAAUGCGGACCACGGAACCCAGGGAGCACUGGCUGGACCAUGCGGACGACGUGUUCGAGAAAUCGCUUAUCGCCGACAUCAAGGAUGUGCUGCACGUGCUUGUGCUGUAUGCGCCUUUGCCCGUCUUCUGGGCGCUCUUCGACCAACAGGGCUCACAGUGGACUCUGCAGGCGAAUAAGAUGGACGGUGAAAUCCUCGGCUACCAGGUGCUGCCGGACCAAAUGCAGCUGGUGAACCCCCUGCUCAUACUGGUGCUAGUGCCUGUUUUCAGCUACGGCGUAUAUCCCAUGUUCAACCGGUGCAACCUGCUCAAUAGGCCCCUGCAGAAGAUCACUGUAGGGGGUGUGGCGGCCGCUGCUGCGUUCGCCGUCGCCGGUUGCGUUGACAUGGCGCUCGAGAGUGGUGCCGAGGCCCCCUCACCGGCCGGCUUCACAAGGGUCGCGUUCGUCAACACCCUGCCCUGCCCAGUGCAAGUGAGCGGCCCCCAGCUUGAACUGCGGCUUCAGCCCGGAAUGGCGCUGAGCGAGCCGCAUGUGCCACGAGCAGCUGUGCUGCACGUGUUGGCGUUGGCGCCCUGCACCCUUGCACCAGCGCAGCUACAAGCGGUCACCUCUGGACAGGUCAUUCUGCUCGAGGACAAGCAGGCCGUGAGGCCCACCCUGGUACCCAGCACAAAGGCUUCCAAAAGCCACAAUGGCCAGCUUCUGGUCGCGUACACGCUCCAGGAGCCCGUUGCGGCCGUGAUGUUCGCGGGCGACUCGGCGGGGAAGACGUACUCAGCGGCGCCUGUGCACACCAACUCCACAUCGUCAUUCUCUAACGCUACGGGCCUCACCCCGGGCAGGUAUACAGCUCGGCUACUGGGCUCCGAUGACCGGGAGCUGGCUGCGUGCAAUGUGGUCGUGAAGAAUGGCGGACACUACACCCUGGUUGUCACGCAUGAGGCGAGCGCGGAGCCCAACUGCAGUCUGCACGAGAUUGUGCGUCCCAACAGUCUCUCCAUGUUCUAUCAGAUUCCUCAGUACGUGCUCAUCACGGCGGGGGAAGUCAUGUUCUCUGUGACGGGACUCGAGUUUUCCUACUCCCAGGCACCGAGCUCGAUGAAAUCUGUGCUGCAGGCUGCCUGGCUGCUCACCGUGGCCGUGGGUAAUCUCAUCGUGGUCAUCAUCGCAGAGGCGAGGUUCUUCAGUGUGGCGGCUAACGACAGCCUGAAGUCUAACAAGAGUGCAGCUCGUCCGAAUCAUUCAUGUAUAGUGGCCUGAUGACUUUGGACAUGGUGGUAUUCGGUGUGAUGGCCUGCUUCUACAAGUACAUCAAGCCGGGUGCCCGGGAUGCAUGCGAGAAGCCCCAACCGGUUUCGGAAGGCGACACCAAGAUGUAGUUUUGUGCAUAAUGUGAAUAAAUUGCUCAAUUGUU